Messenger RNA from Pelobates cultripes (western spadefoot toad), 24713 nucleotides. The record is from the annotation of a GenBank genome assembly. Lineage: Eukaryota; Metazoa; Chordata; Amphibia; Anura; Pelobatidae.
AUGGAGACAACUCUGUAUUUCCUUACUUCUCCAGAUAAAGCCAAAUAUGAAGCGCUUGAUAUUUCCUGCUUACACUGGUUAGAUUUAGGAAAUCUGGAAAUAGAGCUAUUAGAAUUUCAAGAAAGUUCUAUCUGGAAAAAUAAAUUAUAUGCCCUGCGAGCCACACUUAAGAAGAUAGAAUGUGAAGGAUGACAAAGGACAGCACAGUUGGUAGUUCUGAAAAUGAAAUCCUUAAAGUGUGGAAUUCUCUGCCGAAUAAUUUGAAGACAAUGAAAGCACUUGGAAUUGCUCUUCUUUCGUUGUUUGGGUCAUCUUAUGCUUGUGAGCAGCUGUGAAUUAUAUCAAAAGCAAAUAAAUAAGGGAUGGGUCUGCGCCAAUAAACAGGGUAAAUAAAUAAUAAUAACAGUCCUGGUUGGGAUAGUAUUGAUAAAAUGGAGUUCGGUAGAGUAGAACUUGGAUCCUAUUUAUGGUCUCUGAAGUUGUGAGGUUCUGCUCGUUGCAAUAUCCAAAUAUAUAGAAGAAGGUGAUGGAUGAUGAGAAAGAUAAUUGGUUUGAGCAAUUUUGCCGCCAAUUUUAAUUUGUUCCAUACCUAUAUGUACCCCAGCUAGCCAGGUUGAAAAGUUUUUUAUCCAUUGAUAAAGCCUAUAUGGUGAAACGCGUUUGGAUAUUGUCCUGCUGUUAAAUACUGUUAAUAAAUACAUUUUGGUCAUUUUUUACUUCUGUACCAUUAUCUUUUGACUACUACCUGGCUUUUUAUAUAUUUAUAUAUAUCUUUUUAUAUUACUAUAUUUUUAUUUUUUAUUUUAUUUCAUUUGUACUAUACUCCAAAGAAUCCUAGGUGGGGAUUAUACCACCUAUGCCCUUGCCAUAGAGCAGUUAGUCUGCCCUAUACACCGUGAGUAUAUUUUAUUAUAUUUUAUACAUCAACAAUAUUUUAUUGACAGCACUAUUGCUGUUUUAUCUUCUCUCUGAGCUCCUGAUACCAUCUCCAAGAACACUCAUCAUAUAUCCUACAAGCGGGGAUUAUACCGCUGUAUGCCUACAACACUAGAGCUAGUAGAAGCUCUACCGAAUGUGAGUGUAUCUACUAUAUUUUAACAUCUUUUACUUUACUUGUGGAACAUACUGCACCAUUACUGUCUCCAUUUUUAUCUCCCACUUGGUUGUCUGUCACUACAUAGAAGAGGACACCCACCGUAUAUCCUGCAAGCGGGGAUAAUACCGCUGCAAGCCAUUCACACCUGAGCUUGAUUAAGCUCUGCCAACUGUAAGUAAGACCUCUCCUAUUUUUACUAUUUUGGAUCAUCUUUCUCAUCAUCCAUCACCUUCUUCUAUAUAUUUGGAUACUGCAACGAGCAGAUCCUCACAACUUCAGAGACCAUAAAUAGGAUCCAAGUUCUACUCUAAUGAACUCCGUUUUAUCAAUACUAUCCCAACCAGGACUCUUAUUAUUAUUUAUUUACCCUGUUUAUUGGCGCAGACCCAUCCCUUAUUUAUUUGCUUUUGUCUAUUUAUUCCAAGGAUACUUGAGGGAGUCCUUGUCUGGGACUGCUGCCUUUUUCCUCUUCCUAACAGAUUAGCAGAUUGAAUUAUAUCAAAUCUGAUACAAGAAACAGACUAACAGAUGAAUUGAGCGCUGCAUGUGUUGCUCUCAAACUAACGGCGUAUGAGCCAAGGUUUGACAAAUGUUCAGCAUGUAUACAGCAGCAAAAAUCACAUUAAUUGUGCAGAAGCAUGCCAACUGCAAACUUUUACUAAUGCAGUGUGUAUCCAAGACACUAAUUUAGGAGUUGUUUAAAGUGUGUUAAAGGACCACUAUAGUGCCAGGAAAACAUACUCGUUUUCCUGGCACUAUAGUGCCCAGAGGGUGCCCCCACCUUCCGGGCCCCCCUCCCGCCGGGCUCUAGGGGGUGGAAGGGGUUAAACUUACCGCUUUCUCCAGCGCCGGGCAGGGGACUCUCCUUCUCCUCGGCUGGCCGCGCGCACAUUCAGCCAGUCCAUAGGAAAGCAUUCACAAUGCUUUCCUAUGGACGCUGGCGUCUUCUCACUGUGAAAAUCACAGUGAGAAGCGCGGAAGCGUCUCUAGCGGCUGUCAAUGAGACAGCCACUAGAGGCUGGAUUAACCCUAUUAUAAACAUAACAGUUUCUCUGAAACUGCUAUGUUUAUAGAAAAAAGGGUUAAACCUAGCUGGACCUGGCACCCAGACCACUUCAUUAAGCUGAAGUGAUCUGGGUGCCUAUAGUGGUCCUUUAAGCAAGUUUAGUUUCCUUGUUUAUCUUGCUCAUCCUAAUUCAGGUAGACAUUUACUGUAACUGUAGAAGCAGAGAAAGGACCCAGAGUAAGGCUUUCCUCAUACAAUUUCAGUCUGGCAUGUGAUUAUAUUACAAGUUGAGUAUCCCCUUGUACACAUCUUUGGCACAGUUUACAUGCAGUUUUGGUGCAGCUGGACGGACAGACGCCUGAUGAAAAAUGGAUGUCCAUUCAAAGCUGCACCAAAACCGGAUGUAAGACUGAUGUAAACGGUGCCAAAGCAGCAAGUAAGAUGCAUGCAAACUGCAGGUGUAUAGGUGGGAAUAGGUCCUUAGUUAGGUGAAGCACCACCGAAUACCAGUGUGUUUUCAUUUACUAGAACUGAUGUUUUUUCAAUAAAAAACGGUUUGUAUCAUUGAACUCUCUGUUGUUGUGUUCUUCUUUUAAAGCAAAAGAUGUUAAUUAGUUUGGACAACUGUAUGAGUUGUUUUUUUCUAAACUUAAAACUCUGUAUUCAGGUUUAAUUGCAGUGUUGGCACUUUGAGGGGGAAAAAGUUGGGGGUUUUUUGCGGUUUGGGCACCUGGGCUCAAAAAUGUUCUCCAUCACUGGUAUAGGAAAUGGUGAGAAUGGGGGGAAGCAAUCUUCAGAAACCACUUUAAACAAUUACAUUGCUUUCAUAUGGCCAAAAACUCAGUCUAUGUUUUUAUGACUGUUUGAGGAUUAAUUUUCUCUUUUCUGCAAAAAAAAAAAAAUCGCAAAAACAUAUACUGACAAGUUUAUUUACAAAUGUGAGAAUUCAAAGUGAACUUCAAACUUAAGGUCAUAAUAGCCAAAUGUAAGAAUAGCUACCUGGGAUAUAUUUUGCAACUGUUCUGCUAUUUUGACCUUAAAUUUUAGAUUUACAUUGAAUUCCCACUUUUGUGAAUCACGUUUAAGUGACUUAAAAAUGCAGAGUAUUAAGUGUUACAAUAUUACAUGUUUCAAAAUUAUCCCCCCCCCCCCUUAAAAAAAAGCAUCGGUAAAUAUAAAACAAAUUUGUAGUUUUUCUUAAUUGGAUCUAUCAGAAAAAUAAAUAGUCAAUUCUCAACCAUGUUGUUUAAUAUUAAAGCGGCACUGUCUCGCUGAACUUAUCUUUCUCCUAUUGUUUCCUCUCCUUUUCCUCUUGGAGAAUCACUUCUUUUCUUUAUUUCUGAUUUAGUUUUCCUUAAAACAUAAGAUAAAGUAGGGAAUACACAGUCUUAUGUAUUUUUCCUGUGCCUGACAUUCUGACACAAGGUGGAGUGUAAGUCAGCUCCAUUCCCUGUGUCAAGGAGGAGGAGGAGGAAAUGGAGUGGACUUAAAGCUCCUCCUUGGGUCAAAUAAAUUCAAGUGUAGGAAAAAUUCCCUAUUUUCUCUUGUGUUUUAAAGAAAACUAGGUCAGAAAUAAAGAAAAGAAGAACAGAUUCCGGGAGAGGAAGAGAAGUGGACACAAUAGGAGAAAGGUAAGUUCGGUGUGACAGUGCUACUUUAAAGGGAAACUCCAGUGCCAGGAAAACAAUCCGUUUUCCUGGCACUGCAGGUCCCCUCUCCAUCCCACCUCCCAAUCCCUGGUUACUGAAGGGGUGAAAACCCCUUCAGUCACUUACCAGAGGCAGCGACAUGUCCCACGUCGCUGCUUCUUCCUCCCCAGCCGCUCCUUCUCUGCAUUACGUCGGCCAGUGGGCGAGACUGAUCCCAUUGAAAUGCUUUCCUAUGGGGAAUUGAGCGAUGCUGGAGGUCCUCAAACAGCGUGAGGACGUCCAGCGAUGCUCUAGCACAGCUUUUCUGUGCUUUGAUGCAGGAAGUGCCCUCUAGUGGCUGUCUAGUAGACAGUCACUAGAGGUGGAGUUAACCCUGCAAGGUAAUUAUUGCAGUUUUAAAAAAACUGCAAUAAUUACACUUGCAGGGUUAAGGGUAGUGGGAGUUGGCACCCAGACCACACCAAUGGGCAGAAGUGAUCUGGAUGCCUGGAGUGUCCCUUUAAGUGUGGUCUGAGACACAGUGGGACUCUUCCAGCAAUAAACAGUGUGAUAUUGACAAUUACAGUCAACUGUCACUCUAUAAUAUAACCAGAAAAAAAAAAACAACACAACAGUCUGCACACAUGGGUAAAUCCAAACACUCCACAGAUGAAAAAAAAGAUAAUGAAAAAGUACCACAUUUAUUUAAAAAAUUAAUAAAUACACAUGGCAUUACACUGUAACAGCAGUGCUCGUAUAUGCUGAGGUAGUUCCAAUACCAUAUGUACAAAAUAGUAUCAAGUGUGUAAAAUAACACAAUAUCCAAAGGAAAUAUAUAAAUACUGAGUGACUGAGCUACCCGCAGCUACUGUUCAGAGGAGAGGCCACCUAAGACCACCCAGAAAACGGUACGUGACGCCCUAGGCGUGUUUUGCACCCCACCUGGUGCUUUCUCAAAUUCUAUAAACUGUUACUCUAUAGUGGGUUUUAUUUUUGGCAAACCAGACUGUACAAUAAAAUAAUGCAUUUGUAGCUUGCAACUCUGUGAGAGGCUUAAUGGUAUACGAAGAUAUCUCCAUCCAAUCAGAAUGCCCACCAAUCUGUUAUACCACUCUAGUCUGCUUCCUCUCUUCAUUAACUUCUCAUAACAAAAGGCCAAAUCAACAACAUUAAUUCCAAUUUACUCCUUACUUACAUUUAACUCACUGACAGCAACCAACAUUAUCAUAUAGAUUACAGCAAUGUGUAAUCCCAAAGAUGGAGUGCAUACCAUGAACAAAGAGCAAAAGAAGCAGAAUUAAGACAUCCCUAAGUGCAAACAUAAUCAAAUGAUGAAGAAUGGCAGCCAUUAUGGCAAAUGAAAUUCCGCCCUUCAGCUUAUCAAUCCCUUGAACCAUCUUUGGCUGUGGCUUUGUAUUAAAACCUUUUGGUGGUAUCUCAGCUAUUGGGAUGUUUUACUUCUGACAUUUUGUCUUUUCUAUAUAGAAUGCACUAAAAGGGACAGUCAAAAAAACAAACAAAAAAAAAGGAAUAAAAAAAAAUAUACCCCCUUGAAAUUACUUUGCAAACCAAAUAACUUCCAGGUGGCUGGAACUCAUCACGGAAUGCAAGGUCACCCAACUAUACUGUCUGAAAUAUCUGUAUAGCGUCUGAAACAUCCAAACCCAUCUUGGCCUAUUUUUUUCAAUUAAAUUAAAAUAGGAAUUUGAAAUAUCAGUUACCUCUAAGGUUUUAAUCUGUAACUUCAAGCAAUAUUUGUUCUUGAGCAAAAUAUGUUUCAUUAUUUUACCUUUCAGAUUACAACCCUCUGGAAUUACUUCUUCUAGCUGUUGAGUAUCAACAACACCUGGACAGUGAUUCCUGUAAAGAGCAGAGGGUAAGUCCUUUAUUAUUCCAAAUCUCACACAUCAUGGAACAACAGUAGCGAGGCACAAAUAACAUAUGGGUCUGCAUGCAUGACUAAUACCUAUAUCAAACCCUAAAACAAGAUCUGGUUUAAUAUCUACUACAUGUAGUUGGGUAAUAAUUGACUCACAGACUAAACCAGCAUUAUUGCAUUGCUCGACUGAUGUGAUUCUGAUUUUCCUCUAUUGUAGGACUCAUUUAGCUUCCAGCAACCAGAGUCCACUAGUGCUUCGAUUAACUCGGUUUCACAUGAGUCUGCAGAUGUAAGUGACACAAACUUUGUAUGCUCUUUGUAGAUUUGAUUACAAUUGAUAAAUGUUGGCCAGACCUUGACAGCUAAUAUGUUCUAACAUAAUCAGUAUAUUGCUCCAACACUGCACACUUUGCACCCAUAUAGUGGCAACAAUCAAUUAAAACACUUUUUUACUAAACCGUUACUGUAAGCAUCAUAACUACUACAACAUGUUGUAGAAGUUAUGAUGCCAAGAGUACCCUAGUUAAGUGCAAAACUGUUUGGCAAUGGUUUGCUUCUUACUUGGGUCCUGAGUACAUCUAUCUCUAAUGCCAGAUGAAGUGAUUAUGUCAUUCCUUUACUGGAUGAGCAUUUUCAACCAAUGAAAGAACUACUGUUCAAAGAAUCAGGACAGAAUUAACAUUAGAACCAGCGAAGGCUGUCAAAGGUGGAGUUACACCUCUGGCAGCAAGCAAUAUAACAGGUCCUUGCACCAUAACCACAUCAAAACACUUAAGUGGUCAUGGUGCUUGAAGUAACCCAUUAAACAGGUACACCGGAUAAGUUUUACCAAUAUUUUAAUGAACUAUAGUUAAAAAGUAACAUAUACAAACCUGUAAACCACUGUAGAAUGCAGAACAUAUUCAGGAUCUUUUUCCUCAAAAAGCAACUUGCAUUUUUACCAUGAAUAAAACGACACAAUGGGCUUUACUGCUAAUAAUUCUCUUGUUUCUGUAUACUCUCUCAUAGAAGAAUUCGCACUUUGCUGUUGAAAAAACAGAACAAAUGUUAGGGCUAAUAUGCAAGAAGACUUUGCAUUUUUCAAAAAAGAAAAAAUUCAACAUCAGUGAUGGAUAAUUCAGGUCUAACAGAUAUAUUUUGAACCAUAGGCUCCUGUAAUAACCUUUAAUACUAUUGUUCCUGUAAAAAUGAAUCAAUGCGGGACUGCGUGUGAAAGGGAAACACAGGGGCACAUUAACCAGAACCAACAAUUUAGACCCAGCCCCCCCCUUAGUAAAGUUUAAAAAAAAAUACAAAAAAAAACUUUUUCCCAGCACCGAGAGGGUCCGCUGGUGCUGGCCCCAUCCUUGAUCCGCAUCCUUGGCUGUCAUAAUCAGAAUUGGUCAUCUCAGCAAAUCACAAUGCAUUCCCACAGAAAAGCAUUGGACUGGCUAAGACUGUCAAUUCUGACAAUCUCAGUCAUGGAGGUGGGGCAGGGCCAAACAUUGCCCUAGCCAAUCAACAUCUCCUCAUAUAGAUGCAUUAAUACAAUGCAUCUCUAUGGGGAGCAUUCAGCACUGCACCAGGAAGUACCUUUAAUGGCCGUCUGAGUUCGGUCACUAGAGGUGUUCCUAGGCUGUAAAUUAAACACUGCCUUUUCUCUGAAAAGACAGUGUUUACAUUAAAAAGCCUUCAGGGUCUGACUAUGUUCACCAGAAAAACUACAUUAAGCUGCAGUUGUUCUGGUGACUAUAAUAUCCCUUUAAGUCACCAUGACUCAAUAUUUAAAUAAUAGAAUCCAUAAUACAAGGGAAUGUUAAUAAGACAGUGAAAUGUAACAUAUACAGAAACUUCUCCCAACAGAAUUAUAGUAAGAUAGUUCUGCAUCUCGCUGACAUUCAACGUUCUUUAUCUAUACCAGGCUGUACAUGUAAAAAAAACAUGCAAGAAAAGAAAAGCCGAGACAUUAAACAUGUACCAGGCUGUACAUGUCAAAAAAACAUGCAAGAAAAGAAAAGUCGAGACAUUAGAGGUGUACCAGGCUAUACAUGUCAAAAAAUCAAGCAAGAAAAGAAAAGCCGGGUUGUACAUGUCAAACCAGGUUGUACAUGUAAAAAAAUCACGCAAGGAAAAAAAGGGAGCUAUUUCUCAACAUCUAACGCAUGAUGAGCCAUCGCAAAUGGGUCACCGUGUACCUGCCGGUAGGUAAUAAGCAUGCACAAAAACCUGAUACAUUCACUAAUAUAUACAUGUAAUCAUCUGGCUAUGUGCACCUUUAUACAUUUAACCCCCCGAUUCUGUGCAUCCCUGCAUUACACAUUUAUGCAUGCUAUGUAGAAAUUGCAAAAACACUACUAAAACUAAAAUACAUACUUCAGUGUGAAUCAUUACAAAAUGAUCAAGAAGGGCAAUCAACAUGGCAUUUGACAUGGCAGUUCAAAGGUUUUACUACAAGGCCUAUGUCACAGAAAAUAUCUGGACAUGGACAUACCCAUCAUUCCUCACUUGAUUCCAUCAAUUUGUAGGACUAUCUUUUGACAAAGAUUCGAGAUAACAUUUUGGAAGUAUCUCUGUUUUCAUUGAUAUUUUACCACUGACAUCUUCCUUUUUUGACAUGGCCUGCACUGUGAGAGACUCUUAAGGGUUAUCAUUAAAAAAUGAUUUAAAAUAUACAAAUUUGCAACUUCUGCAGUGAGCACUCUCCAAAUUAGGUAUUAUCUAAAAUCUCUGAUUUAUUAUUGGCACAUUUUUUUUUAUUGAAAUACAGGACUGCCAUUAGCAUGUGUAGAAAAUAUUAUUAAAAUGUAUGGUUUUAAUAUUUUUCCCUAUGUGUGCAUAAGUAAAAUAUGUUUUUUCAAUUUACCUUCAGGAAUAGAACUACUUCUUCUGGCUGCUGAAUACAUAGAAAGUAUGUCAGGCGGUCCCUGUAUAGAGCAGAAUGUGAGUCCUAACAUAUAACAUUUGUAAGAACAGGAUUGAUGAACCAAUAAUAUGGGGUCCAUGGGGACGUGUACACAAUGUAUGCCUGUACAAAACUCUUAAACCACGUCCAAGAUCCAAGUAUUGUUACUAAACUACAUACAUUGAACAGAAUUAUAAACACAACACUUUUUUGCCCCCAUUUUUCAUGAGCUGAACUCAAAGAUCUAAGACUUUUUCUAUGAACACAAAAGGCCUAUUUCUCUCAAAUAGUGUUCACAAAUCUGUCUAAAUCUGUGUUAGUGAGUAUCUCUCCUUUGCUGAGAUAAUCCAUCCACCUCACAGCAUGAUUAUUGCACAUGUGUGCCUUAGGCUGGCCACAAUAAAAUGCCACUCUAAAAUAGGCAGUUUUACUGUAUUGGGGUGGGUACGGGACGGUUCGAAAACCAGUCAGUAUCUGGUGUGACCACCAUUUUUUUUUUUGUAAAUAUCUUUUUAUUAUACCUUUUCGUUUUUGUUGAUUUUGCAACAUGUCAAAGAGAAACGUGGACUCGCAGGUCCCUCUGGUCAUUCACAGAAGCUUAUACAUCGGAAGGCAUGUGAUGACAUACGUGACUGGGCGACUCGCAGGUCGCUUUCUUGAGUAAAUAGCAUGUGUAUUGUGGACUCGCAGGUCCGGUGUUACAUGGUGGUGCUUAGUACUCUGUUAUAUUUGAUAUGUACCAUUUCUACGUUGGGUGGUUUUGCAUGCCCCACCGUGGUUGUGUUUUGUUUGUCUAUUCCCCAUGCCUACCCUCUAGUAAGUAGUGAGACAUGUGGACAUCUGGUGUGUAGGGUCCCUUCAGGACGCGCAGCCCCCCAGUGACCUUGUGUCCAGGGUCCUACCUGGACCAUAUUGUGGGGUGUUGGCCCCCUGCCUUAGUAUACUUUGGUUCUGCCCAGCGGCAUAGGUGGUGUUGGUGGGAAUAACCUAAGGGGCAUCCUGCGACUCCCUCCAAACUAAUGAGCUUUAUAGCUCACAAAACAGGCGCUCUUCCACCCCCUUUACUCGCGAGGCUGCAGUCCGCCCCGGAAGUAGUCGCACCCUAGCGGGGGUGAGGUAUCGCGUUUUGGGCCAGGUGUGGAUCGUCCCGCUAGUCUCCCAGCGUCUCCUCCUGGGGAUUAUCGGUUCCUUCCCCCAUGGUCAAUGGCAUAGUCCGAAAUGCCUCUGUACCCACCCGUGCCAACCAGGGUGUCCAUGUGUCUAAGUAUGUCUGCGUUCGGUCUUGGGCUGAAUACCAGAUCUCCUCUGUGACUCGUAACUCCUCCAUUCUAGUAAACCACAGGGAGAGUGUUGGGGUCGUGUCUUUUUUCCAGUACAAAGGUAUUAGGUGUUUUGCGACGUUAAGGAUUCGGAUGGUCAGGGAGCGUUUGUAGUGUGAUAUGGGGGUUGUCGUGUGGUGUAGGAGGUACGGGGCGGGCCGGAAGGGUGGGACAUUGUCCGUGAACAUGGCCACCAUGGCAGCUAUUUGCUCCCAGAACGGUACUAUAAGUGGGCGGUGUGACCACCAUUUGACUCACGCAGUGCAACAUAUCUCCUUCACAUAGAGUUGAUCAGGUUGUUGAUUGUGCCCUGUGAAAUGUUGGUCAACUCCUCUUGCUGUGUGAAGUUGCUGGUUAUUGGCAGGACCUGGAACACGCUGUCGUAUACGCCGAUCCCGUGCAUUCCAAACAUGCUUAAUUCACGUCAGGUGAAUAUGCUGGCCAUGCAAGAACUGGGGUGUUUUCAGCUUCCAGGAAUUGUGUACAGAUCCUUGCAACAUAGGGCCGUGCAUUGUCAUGUUGCAACAUUAGGUGAUGGUCGUGGAUAAAUGGCACAACAAUGGGCCUCAGGAUCUCCUCACGGUAUCUCUGUGCAUUCAAAAUGCCAUCAAUAAAACGCACCUGUGUUCAUUGUCCAUAACAUACGCCUCCCCAUCACAUAACCCCACCGCCAACAUGGGCCAUUUGAUCCACAAUGUUGACAUCAGCAAACCACUCACCCACACAACGUCAUACACGUUAUCUGCCACCUGCCCUGUACAGUGAAAACUGGGAUUCAUCCGUGAAGAGAACAGCUCUCCAAAGUGCCAGACGCCAUCGAAUCUGAGUAUUUGCCCAGUCAAGUCGGUUACAACGACGAACUGCAGUCAGGUUGAGACCCCGAUGAGCAUGCAGAUGAGCUUCACUGAGAUGGUUUCUGACAGUUUGUGCAGAAAAUCUUUGGUUAUGCAAACCGAUUGUUGCAGCAGCUGUCCGGGUGGCUAGUCUCAGACGAUCUUGGAGGUGAAGAUGCUGGAUGUGGAGGUCCUGGGCUAGUGUGGUUACACAAGGUCUGCAGUUGUGAGGGUGGUUGGAUGUACUGCCAAAUUCUUUGAAACGCCUUUGGAGACGGCUUAUGGGAGAGAAAUUAACAUUCAAUUCACGGGCAACAGCUAUGGUGGACAUUCCUGCAGUCAGCAUGAAAAUUGCACACUCCCUCAAAACUUGCGACAUUUUAGAGUGGCCUUUUAUUGUGGCCAGCCCAAGGCACACCUGUGCAAUAAUCAUGCUGUCUAAUCAGUAUCUUGAUAUGCCACACCUGUGAGGUGGAUGGAUUAUCUCGGCAAAGGAGAAGUGCUCGCUAACACAGAUUUAGACAGAUUUGUGAACAAUAUUUUAGAGAAAUAGGUCUUUUGUGUACAUAGAAAAAGUCUUAGAUCUUUGUGUUCAGCUCAUGAAAUAUGGGGGCAAAAACAAAAGUGUUGCAUUUAUAAUUUUGUUCAGUGUAUAAUUGAGUAAUGGUCAACCUACAAACAGAACCAACCCUCUCCCAGACACUAAUGCUAUUCUUAAUUUCUUCUUUUUUAGGACUCCUUAAUCUCCCAACAACAAGAGACAUUUGCAACUCCAGAAAAAACGAUUUUACAUGAGUUUGCCGAUGUAAGUGAUACAAACUUCAUAUAUUCAUUGACUAUUUGAUUAUUAUUAAUAGACUUGUUCUUUUUAGUUUCACCUGAAGUGCAAUUCAUCCAAAAUUGGGCCAAUCGUCUGUUUGGCCAAAUUCCAUAUCUCCGAAGUGCCAUAAGGAUGCAUAACCAAGUAAACAACAGUGCAACAGCUGAAAAUGUAAAUUUGAUUGGUAUGCAGAGUUUCACAAAGGAUGCCAAAAAAAGAGAUGAUAGAUGGGAUAAAUAAAACAAUGAAUGGUUAGGCUAGGGUCCAGUGAAAAAAAAUAAUAUUUUAUUUACAGAUUAAAGGGAUUCUAUAGUGCCAGGAAAAGAGAGCCUUUUGCUGGCACUGUAGAAUCCUACAGUACCCCCUCCCUCACACCCCCCUUUCAGCCACUUACCAGAUUCCAGGCCCAAUCUCCCUCAGUGCUGGGUCAGGCUCCGCCUACACUCCUCCCCUGCUGACAUCAGCCGGCGGGGGAGACCUAAUGCGCAUGCGCUGCAAUGGCUGCGCAUCCAUUAGGAUUUCCCCAUAGGAAAGCAUUAUUCCAUGCUUUCCUAUGGGGAAAAGGGUCAGUUUGAUUUCCGGAAGUCUCUAUAGUGGGUGUCUGGAAGACAGCCACUAGAGGUGGAGUUUACCCUCAGAGGUAAUUAUUGCAGUUUAUCAGAAACUGCAAUAAUUACCACUGUAAGGUUAAGGAACAUGGGACAAUGCACCCAGACCACUAGAAUGAGCUGAAGUGGUCUGGGUGCCUACAGUGUCCCUUUAGGCGAACAAUAGAGUGAAAAAUAAGAGAAGCAGUAAAAGAAAUGUCUAUACUUAUAUAUUUAAAAGGACACUCCAGGCACCAAAACAACUUAAUUUAAAUGAAGUUGUGAUGGUGUCAGGAGGCUUCCGGAGGCACUCUUACCUCAAGGGGUUAAUCUGGCUUGGAAAAGGUAUGUUUCUUUCCAAGUCAGUUUUGAGAAUGGGGAGUCUUUAAUUGGCUGAGAGUGUCAGCAGACUGCAUUCAGCGGCCCCCACUGCCUGGCGGCACUCUGCACUUCCUGAAAGUGAAAUUUCAGAAGCUGGAUGUUGCAUGGGGGGAGUGGAGAUUGCCGCUGGGGGAAACUUUGGGGUUAAACCAGUUGAGAACGGAUAAACCCCUUGAGAAAAACACGUCUCCAGGGUUUAACUUCUUCUUGUCUUUUUACCUCUACUAGUCCGUAUUUUUCACUUGAUUUAUAAAUCACAUGGUAUUUAAAUGCACUUUUCAGUGUACUCCAGUCCUGCAGAAACGUAAAAUGCUAAUAAUCGGCAGAACCAGCAAUCAAUUAUUGCUAUAUCCUAAGUUUAUGUGUUCUAUAGGAAGUGUACAUAAUGUAUUUUAUAUAUAUAUGCUUACACAGUAUUUGGAAUUCUGAGUAAAAGUCAGGAUACGUGUUUUGAUUAUUUUCCCUUCGUUAUAGAUUUGCUCCCAGACAGAAAAGGUACAGUUUUGUUUUUUUACUGCUUCCACUUUUUAUAUUAUGAGAUGCUCUAUUACAAGGACUGGUAAUCCUAUUUAAUUUGCAUGUUACACACCAAGAACUUCUUUGUCCUUGUUUCUAUACCGACACUUUUUCAGGCUUUAAUCACUGUAUGAAUACACAGAACAACUAACUGGGUUGCAAUGGCAUUAUUUAGAUAGAUAAAUGGUACACAGAUCCACCUUCCCCCCCAAAUUAAGUUUAUUUUUUGAGGGACACCAUUUCUACAUGAUACUAUUUCUUUCAUUGUUAAAGAUGCAAUAUAAACACAAUAAACACUACAGCCAAGCUAGUGAACAGUUCAGUUCACUUUUGCUUUGGGGUCCCCUAGUUUGUAACUGACUGUUUCAAAAGAGUUUUACACAUAGGAUUCAGGUCGCCCUGUGGCCUAGGAAUUUUGCCUUGGCGCCUGGAAUAUGUGAGCCCAUCGGGUGAGAGACCGGCUGGGGAAUUAUGGCGGUGGGCAGCAAGCUGGUGGAUUAUGAAGGCGGGCAGCAUGCUGGUAGGUCGUGGUGGAGGACAGCAUGUUGGUAAGUCGUGGAGGCAGGCGGCGAGGGAACUGUGACGUCCCUGCUCUGCACCCCGCCCUUGCGCACCACUUAGUGAGACCGUCAUAUCCACUAUGACGUCAUAUACCGGCCCUGGUCUCACGAAGUGGCACGAGGGUGGGGAAGCAGGGAUAUCACAGUUUUUGUACCUCCAGGCAGCAAUACGCGCAGCUAGCUGCCCGCCUCAACAACUCCCCCCAAGCAUGCCGCCCGCCUCCAUAAUCCCCUUACUUGCCGCCCGCCUGAACGAUCCCCCAGUCAGUCGCCCACUGGACCCCACAGGUAUUGUCUGUUUGUCAUGGUGUGAGUGUAUGGAUCUCAUUUAGUAUCUGUGUUUGUCUGUUUGCCUGUUUUGUGGUGUAUGUGUGUGUCUUUCAUGGUUUGUGUGUCUGCCUGUCAUGAUAUAUGUGUGUCUGUCUGUCAUGGUAUGUGAGAGUGUGUGUGUCAUGGUAUGCGUGUGUGUCUGUCAUAAUAUACCUGUGUGUGUCUGUCAUGGUACGUGUGUCUGUCAUGGUACAUGUGUGUGCGUGUCUGUCAUGGUGUGUGUGUGUGUGUGUGUCUGUCAUGGUAUAUGUGUGUGCAUGUCUGUCAUGGUGUGUGUGUGUGUCUGUCAUGGUAUGUGUCUGUCUGUCAGUGUGUGUCAUGAUGUGUGUUUAGGUUUCCAGAAGCAUUCCGUUCGCAAGGGAAUGGUGUUUUAACUCACCUUUUUUCCCCCAAGCCAUGCUGGUCUGCCCUCGACUGGCUCUGCCUCUAUGGCGGAGAUGAUCAAGCUUGAUGAUCUCAGCCAAUCCAAUAUUUUCCCAUAGAAUGGGCUGCAAAAUGCUGCACCAAUCAGCAUCUCCUCAUAGAGAUGCAUUGAAUCAAUGCAUCUCUAUGGGGAACAUUCAGCGCCACCAUGCAGAGCGUGGAGACGCUGAAUGUAGGUACUGCACACUGUGCAGCUCUGACACAGGAAGUACCUCAUGACCCUCUGAGUGACAGUCACUAGAGGUGUCACUAGGAAGCAAUGUAAACACUGCCUUUUUUCUUAAAUGUCAGUGGUGGUCCUGGUGACUAUCGUGUACCUUUAAGAAUUUUAUUAUUGUCGUUGAAUAUAAAGCUAUGUAAGUUUUUAAAAAAACUGGUUCCCAACAUUUUUAGCUGGCUCCUAGAAUCAAGGCAACUUUGUCAAGCCCUGUAUUAGAAAACUUUCAAAAUGAUUUAUCUACAAAAAAAUCCCAUAAUGGUUACUUCUGUAAAUGAAUAAUUUGCAAUGCUUCUUAAGAGUUUCAUUUUGAAAGAACCAGUUUAGACACCAUAACAACCGCCAGUUGUUAUAGUGCCAGGAGGUCCAUGGCAUUCAUUAACCUUAAGGGGUUAAACUGUUUUCAAACUAUCUAUUGCCAUAAGGCUCUUGCAGAAAUCGGCAGCUGAUGCUCUUAGCCAAUCAGCGACUCCUCUUACAUAAAAACUGGCUAUUUAUGAAUUGGAAGUCACUGAUUGGCUGAGAGCAUCAGCUGACCGCUCUCAGCCAAUCUGCGGCACCGCUGCUGGAGAGAAAGAGUGGAAGGGAGAUUCGGCUUUGAAACACAGUCCUUCAAGAAAGGUUUAACCCUUUAAGGUGAGCCAGCAGCAGGGACCUCCUACAACCAUAACUUAUUUUUUAUGAGGUUGGUUUGGUGCUCAUAGUGUAACUUUAGAUCAAGGCCAUAGCUUUUGAUUUAAUAUUGUUGGUUAAGAAAUUUAAUAUUUUUGGAUAAAUGUUUUAAAUGAUUUAAUAAUGUGAAAAUUUUUUUAAAGUAAUUGUUUAUAUUUUUGAUAAUAUAUUUUUGCUAUUUUAACAUAUUGAAAAAAAUAUUAAAAAGUUUAUCCAAAUGAUAUUAAAACAUUUUAAAAAUCUUAUUCAACAAUAUUAGAUUGGGAAUAGAGCCUGAAGUAUAGUAGAACCAUAAAAGCUACAAAGGGCUAUAGUGGGUAUGGUGAUUAAGCUGCCCCUUUUCAGGUAUGCAUCGUGAAACAUUUACCUGUAUUUGAAAAGGGAACUGGGACUUCCCAGGAUUAUUAUUAUUAUGCUUUCUUAUCCCCUACAUUUAAAGCAGCACUGUCACCCCCACCCCAAAGAUAUAAUCUUUGUGAAAUACUUUUUGACAGUACUGGAAUUUCACUGAAAUUCAUUCCACUGUCCUAUUGAUAUUCCCCUACUAAAUGAAAUUUUAACUGAGUCAAGAGAUAUACAGAGGCAAAGUAGGAACUACUUUGUCUCUGUAUUUCUUCUCCCUCUGACUUUCUGUUCUGGUGGCCAGUAAAGGCUGCAGAAAACUGGCUGUGUCUACAGAGGAUCCUGCAGUUUUGCGGGAUCCUUUAUAGUCCUCAAUUCUGAACUUGCGAGAGUAAUGCAGAAUCUACAGCUCCUGGCACUCUGAAGAGGAGUAGGCCGAGGAAGAUGGUGGUGACUGUGAGUAACAGGCAAGUAAAACACACCUUUACCUGCACUCCCCCCUCCCUCAACACACACACACACACACACACACACACACUUCCAGAUCCCCAGCGGUAAUAUCAUUAUAUGGGGGUCUUUGUGAAUUCAGCAAAGUUCCCAGACAGUAACAAUGCUGCUUUAACAAACAUGAUUUUAUGAAGUGUGAAAAAUAAAAUGAAAAUGUAGAAAUCCACACCUCUCUAACCUGCAAUUGGAUGCAUCCACCUUAGCACUUGUCAACAUCAUAUAGGGACUUAUUCUCAUGACAGUGAACUAUACCAACUUACCGUAAAUUGCAAAGUUACAAAACAUGUUCUAUGUUACAACUCUUAAACAACUAUUAAACUCUGAAUUUUCAUCCACAAUGAUUCAAUAUUUAGUAAAAAAGGACCCAGUGUGCAGGGGAAUGUCAAUGAGACAGUGGAAUGUAAUGUAUCCGGGAUUUGUGUUUCUCCAAAUAAUUAUAGUAAGAUAGUUCUCACAUAAUGCUCUUUUAUCCAUGCCAGGCUUUACUUGUUAGAAAAACAUGUAAGGAAAACAAAGGAGCCCUUUACCAGAAAUUGGAGCAUCAUGGGACAUUGGAAACGUUUCGCCAUGUACUUGACGGUAAGUAGAAACCAUAUAACACUUAUUUACUUGUUCCAAUCACAGAACUUAUUCUCUGACACAGACACUGAAAUGAGAUAUGUGUUACCUUACUGAAAGUACACCUGUUACAAAAGUAUUAUAUACACUGAUCAGCCACAACAUUAAAGGGACAGUUGGUCUGGUGUCUUUAGUUUGCCCCUCUAUGAGGAGAUGCCGAUUGGCCAGCGUGGCAUUUGGCUGCUGGAAACAUGGUGAGGUUUUUACUCUAUUUAAGUGAGACGAUGGGUGGCUGGGGACCUAAAUAGUAUUUAACACAAUAGAGUCAGGAAUACACAUAUUUAUUCAUGAUCCUAUAGUGUUCCUUUAAAACCAGGUGAAGUAAAAAACAUUGAUUAUUUAUUUAGAAUGGUACCUGUCAAGGGGUGGAAUAUAUUAGGGAGAAAGUAAACAGUCAGUUCUUGUAUGUCAUGUGUUAUGAGCAGUAAAAAUGUACAAGCAAAAAGAUCUGAGUGAUUUUGACAAGGGCCAAAUAGUGGCUUUAUGUCUUGGUCAGAGAAUUUAAAAAAUGCCAAGUCUUGUGGGGGUGAUCCCGCUAGGCUGUGGUUAGUACCUACCAAAAUAGGUGCAAGGAAGGACAACCGGUGAACUGGCGUCAGAGUCAAGGGUGCCUGAGGCUCAUUGAUACAUGUGGGGAGCGAAGGCUAGCUCAUUUUGGUCUGAUCAUGGGGAUGGCCAGGUUCGUGGGCGCUGUUUAUCUGGGGAAGAGAUGGCAGCAGGAUGUACUAUGGUAAGAAGGCAAACCGGCAGAGGCAGUGUUAUGCUCAGGGAAAUGUUCUGCUAAGAGACUCGGAUGGCAAAAACAUUUUUCACCAGGAUAAUGCACACUACAAGACUUGUUCAGGAGUGGUUUGAGGAACAUGUAGUUAUAGGUGUUGCCUUGGCCUCCAAAUUGCACAGUUCACAAUUCAAUUUAGCAUCUGUGUGAUGUGCUAGAACAACAAAUGCGAUCCAUGGAGGCCCCACCUAGCAACUUGCAGAACUGCAGAAGUGUCUAAAGCAAUGUCAUUAUUUAUUUAUCAAUUACAUUUAUCACAACAGAUUAGAUGGGUACACAUAUACACAACAAAGUGGCAGUUACAUUUCAGGCAUUUACAUAUCAUUGAGGCAGUUGGAAAUAAUAGUGGAGGGCAGAUAAAAUAAUUAUUUUCGUUUACUGUGUACAUAUUACACAUACAAUUUAAAAUUAACAAACACUUUUUUCUUCUGCUUUAACCCCUUAAGGACGGAGCCAAUUGUACACAUUUUGAUCAAAACAAAACGUAAACAAAACCUGGAAUUUGAGCUAUAUGUCUGUUCAGCCGUAAUUCACAUCUUUCAUAUUAAGUGCACCCACACUUUUAUUAUAUAUAAUUUUGUUUAGGAGAAACAGGGCUUUCAUUUCAUAUCACAUAUUUAUAUAUGAAACAACUGAAUGUGAAUAAAAUCUUUAAAAAAGUGUUAGAAAUUAAGAAAUGUUAUUUUUCAAGUUCUGCAUGACAUUUGUCAUAAUAAGGUUAGAUUUUACUGCAAUGAAAUACACAUUUGUAUUCAGCAAUGUCUCAGUAGUACAACAGUUCCCCCCCUGCCCCCAUGUGUACAGGUCGUAUGAGUUUUUGGAAACUUACAGGGGUCAAAUAUAGGGCUUUCCCCUUUUCAACGUUUAAAUUUGCCAGAUUGGUUUGCUGGGCCUAUGUUGCCUUUGAGACCGUAUGGUAGCCCAGGAAUGAAAAUAAAUCCCCAUCUUGGUAUACCACCUGUAAAAGUAGACAACCCAGGGUAAUCAAAAUGGGGUAUGUCCAGUCUUUUUUAGAAGCCACUCGGUCACAAACCCUUAGUUUAGCAUUUAUAUAUUUAUUUAUUUUUACAAAUAAACUGCCCUUUCACCGAUAUCAUCAGUAUUACACAUUUUACUGCUCUAAAACACUCACAUUUGUGCAGAGCAUGGGUCGUCAACCUGGUCCCUACCGCCCACUAGUGGGCGUUUCAGGAUUCCAGGUGGGCGGUAGGGAUUUCCUCGUUUUGAGAAGCUGAGUGGGAGCGAGCCGGCGGUACCCCUGCGACCGGGUACUGCCGUCACCAUUUGCAGCCCCGGCCCGCGCGGCAAACCACCGGGGCCGCUGUCCAAGGGGUCCAUCGGGUGGCCCAUGCGGUCAGGGCCACCCGAUGGAUGUGAAUUGUAAGGGGGCCCGGUCAGCACUGGGCGCUUUAACAACGCGACCGGGCCCCCUGUGAUUACAUCACAGAACUGGGAGGAAGUGACUGCACGUCACUCCUCCCAGCUAACACACAGACCGCGCGGGAGGAAGCAUCAUUCACCUGAGCCACCACUGGACCCCAGGGAAUGUCACCCUCCUGCACCUAAAAGGUAGGAAAUAGGAGGGUGACUAAAAUAUUUUGUGUGUGUUUGUUUGUGGGUAUGUGUCUUUGUAUGUAUGUUUUGUGUGUGUCUGUCUCUGUGUGUAUGUGUCUGUCUAUAUAUGUAUGUGUUAUGUGUGUGUCUUUGUAUUAUGUUAGUGUGUCUUAUGUAUGUGCCUUGGGUCUGUCUGUAUGUGUGUAUGUGUGUGUCUGUAUGUGCGCAUGUCUGUAUGUAUGUGUGCCUGUCUGUAUGUGUCGUGUGUGUGUGUGUGUCUGUUUGUAUGCCUGUCUGUUAUAGUGGGCUAUAGUAAGUGGGCUACCUAGCUCAGCCUUCCUACUGGGCAUUGCUAUAAGGAAGGUUAAAAAAAUAGAAAAAAAACGGGGGGAAAAAAAGGUUGGGAGAAGAAUUUAGGAGGGAGAACAGAUGAGCUGACGCACAGAUGAGAAAUCAUAUUAUGAGCAAACAGAGAAGUUGUCUGAAUAUCAUUGAAAGAGGAGACCUUUGUUUGUUCCUUACGAAAAUCGAAUCAGAUAUCAAAUAUUUAGCCUCGCAGCAUCAACCUCAAGGAUCUCAUUAAUCACUAGUAAAGAUAAUUUCAAUUUACUUUAUUGUUUUCUCAUUAAACUUUAUUAAGUUAAAAACAUUAUAAACAUGCAUUAAGUAGAAAUAAAAAGAUAAAUGUACGUACAUUUAUAUUUUUUAAAACACCCUCCUUUCUAAAAAAUAUUCUGCACUUGCGCGAAAACUGGUGGGCGGUAAGGAAAUUUUUCCAUCAAGAAAGAUGCAUUAGUGGGCGGUAGGUAGAAAAAGGUUGACUAUCACUGGUGUAAAGUAAUGUCGCUCGAAUACAACAUACCCCUCAUGUACAUAUAUAUUUUUAUUUCAUUUAUUUAUUGAAUGUAUAUAUUAUUUUAAUUUUAUAUAUAUAUAUAUAUAUAUAUAUAUAAAAAUUAAAAAUUAAUGGUUGCACUCACGGUUUUUCCAAUUAAAAGUCCAAAGUUUAUUGUCAAUUCAUAAACUUUGGACUUUUAAUUGGAAAAACCGUGAGUGCAACCAUUAAUUUUUAAUUUUUGUAUUUUUUGGCUACAUAUGGUUGGCACCCGGUCGUGAAGGGAAAUUCAGCGUGAGUGCAGGAACUGAUUUUUAUUUUUUGUAUAUAUAUAUAUAUAUAUAUAUAUAUAUAUAUAUAUAUAUAUAUAUAAACAGAUAAAAUGUGUAUCUUGUAAUACCUUUUUUAUUGGACUAAGAUUUUUUAAUGACAAGCUUUUGCGAAAGCCUCCGUUUCUCAAGUCUGAAGGAUUUCUGAGCAAGACGACACAUAGAAUUCAAAGUUGAGUUGUGAUACAGGGGUUAAAGCACAUGAGUGCAUAUAAGACACAGGUUUGAUAGAAAAUAGACAACAUUCUUGCAGAGGGUCAUACAUAUCUUUCUGAAGAUCAAAGUGAGGGGGAGAGGGAGAAAAAAAAAAAAUCAAGCAGACAGUGCAAAAGAUGGUACACUUUAUACACACACAUAUAUAUAUAAUAUAUGUAUAUACAAACGCAUAACCACAUAUACAUACACAUGUACUUACAUGUUCAUAUAUUGAUAUAUACAUAACUAUCAAUAUAAAGCUAUGCCUGCCAUGUGAUUGUGCUUUCAGGGCAAAUCACAUGGCCCCCAGGGUCCUAGUUUACUGCGGGGGUACUGCUUGGGCUGUCAGGCAGUCCCCCAGAAGAGAAUCGCAGCGGAGGUGAGUAGAGAGCUGGGGCUUAAAGCUGUAACGGCAUUCCAUGCCGUCGCAACGGCUUUAAAACCCAUUUAAAGUGGGAUGGCAUGGAAAGCCGUAACGACAUUAACGGAUUAAUCCAUUUAAAAAGACAGGAAUACAAAAGGAUCCUGAUGAAAUUCCUCGCAAAUUUUUUGUUUUUUGUGCUCCUGCUUUUUAUAUAUGAAUUAUAGGAGCAGAAAAGAAUUCUGAAAUUUAAAUCCGGUUGAGUACCUACUUGUCAGAAAUCGAUGAAUGCAUGGUUGUAUGUGUGUAUCAACACAACACAGUCACCCAGUCAUCUCUGGGUAAAAGUAGCUGCAGACUUGAUACUGCACAAAAGAACUAUAAACAAAUGCAACAGUUUUCUUUAAAGUGGCACUGUCAUGCCAAACUUACCUUUCCUUAAGCUCUUCCUCUUCUCCCCCUCACUCAGGAUGUGUUCUUUUCUUCCUGUCUUCUUUAGAUUUCUUUAAAAAUCAUAAGACAAAGUAGGGACUCUCUGCCUUAUGGAGGUUUCCUCCGCUUGACCAGCUCUGACCAGGAGAGGAGCAAAGUGUGCUUCAUUUCCGCUGGUCAGAGCAAUUUUCCCACAAUUCUCACCUUUCCUCUGUGUUCCCGCGAUGCUUCAUGUCAUUUUAGACUAAACUGCCGAAUUGCGUUCUAACUGAAUGAGAACAGUAUGUUCGUUUUAGAACGCAAUUCGGCACUUUAUUUGUGUCGGAAUUUCAUUAGAAUGAAUGAAACUCCGAUCCUAUUCGUGCUGUGGCUGCAUCUUGCAGACACUUAGUAGAUAACUCCCUGAUACCGUGGGAACUAGGGAGUUAGCUACUAAAAGGCUGAAAGACCUAAACUGGUCUUUCAGCCACAUUUACUAAGACUAAGUAAAGAUUAGUAAAUGCUGCCCCUACUUGCUAUACCGCGAGUAGUGGCAUGUCUAGUAAACAGUGAGCAGCCUGUGGGACCUACUGUCCUCCUCCCCCGCCGCUGGGCGCCAGCCAUAAUGAUAAUGAGGGGGGGGACACCUAUUGUCCUCCCCCCCCACACCUCUGGGCGGCAGGUGGGGGCCAUAAUGAUAAUGGGGGGGGGACCUACUGUCCUCCCACCCCUGGGUGGCGGGUGGGGGCCAUAAAGAUAAUGAGGGGGGGACACCUACUGCUCCCCCCUGCCCCCACCCCUGGGCGGCGGCCCUAAGUCAAAUCCCAAUCAAAGGUGACUAGGGGUCCCCAAGCUCCUAGUUACCCACCCCCCUGGGUGGCAGGUGGGGACCAUAAUGAUAAUGGGGGGGAGAGGAUGACCUACUGUCCUCCACACAGGCCUCCACCCCAGGGCAUCGGGUGGGGGCCAUAAUGAUAAUGAGGGGGGGGGACCUACUGUCCUCCCCACCCACGGUGGCGGGUGGGGGCCAAAUGAGGAUAGUGACAUCCAAUUACAGUGCUCUGUGUCAUUUUACAAAGCGUGGGAAAAUUCCAAAGAACUUUCCCACGCUGUGUAAAAUGACACAGAGCACUGUGACUAGAUGGAUUUCAAGCCAUCCAAUCACAGUGCUCUGUCAUUUUACACAGCGUGAGAUGCUGUGUAAAAUGACAAAGAGCACUCUGAUUGGCUUAAACCCACCAAUCAGAGUGUUCUUAGCCUAAUUGCAGGGGGGGCAAAGCUUUAUAAGCCUUCCCCCGCCCUGCAGAGCUCAGUCUGCGCGGAGCCCUCCAUGGGUGAAGAUGGAUUUUUUUUUUGCGCUCUGGUUUUUUCUUUUUCGUCUGUUUUUUUUUUUUUGUGCUCGGGUUUUUUUAUUUUAUUUUAAGUUCGACGGGUAUGAUGGUUUUUUAUUUGGCCUUUUUUGGGGCUUAAAAAUGAAGAUUUUAGAAAAAAAGACGUCAAAUGGUAAGUUUAAUUUUACUUUACAGGUUAGUAAUUUUAUUCCCCCUCACUAUUUUUUAGGGUGAGGGGGGUAGGUAGGGGCCUUUUUAUUAUAUGACUAGGGGGAAUUUGACUUAGGGCCUCCAUCUGCCGCCCAGGGGUGGGGGGAGGACAGUAGGUCCCCCCCCUCAUUAUCUUUAUGGUCCCCACCCGCCGCCCAGGGUUGGGGGAGGACAGUAGGUCCCCCUCCCUCAUUAUCAUUAUGGCCCCCACUCGCCACCAAGGGGUGGGAGCGACAGUACGUCCCCCCCCCCGCCGCCCAGGAGUGGGGGUGGACAGUAGGUUCCCCCCUCAUUGUAAUUUAUGGCCCCCACCCAGGGGCCGGCGGGGGCAAUAGGUCUCCCCCUUAUUUUUGUUUUGACAGUGCCACUUUAACCCCUUAAGGACGCAGCCAAAUGUACACGUUGUGAUCAAAACAAAAAGUAAACAAAAACUGGAAUUUGCGCUAUAUGUCUGUUCAGGCGUAAUUCGCCUAUUUCAUAUUAUGUGCACCCACACUUAUUAUAUAUCAUUUUAUUCAGGGGAAACAGGGCUUUCAUUUAACAUCAAAUAUAUAGGUCUGAAACUAUUUAAUAUGUAUAAAAUCUUUUAAAAAUGGGGAAAAAUAAGAAUUUUAAAAUGUUUUUAGUUCUAUGUGACAUUCUAACUGUGAAUGUCAUAAUACUGUUUGCUUUUACUGCAAUAAAAUACACAUUUGUAUUCAGCGAUGUCUCACGUGUAAAACAGUACCCCCUAUGUACAGGUUUUAUGGUGUUUUUGGAAGUUACAGAGACAAAUAUAGCGUGUUACAUUUUUCAUUUUUUUCACAUUGAAAUUCGCCAGAUUGGUUACAUUGCCUUUGAGACCGUAUGGUAGCCCAGGAAUAAGAAUUACCCCCAUGAUGGCAUACCAUCUGCAAAAGUAUACAACACAAGCUAUUGCAAAUGGGGUAUGUCCAGUGUUUUUAGUAGCCACUUGGUCACAAACACUGGCCAAAGUUAGUGUUAAUUUUUGAAAAUGCAAAAAACUAAUUUGAAUGCCAAUUUUUGUGACCAGUGUUUGUGACCAAGUGGCUACUAAAAAAAGACUGAACAUACCCAAUUUGCAAUACCUUGGGUUGUCUACUAUUGCAAAUGGUAUGCCAUCAUGGUGGUAAUUUUCAUUCCUGGGCUACCGUACGGUCUCAAAGGCAACAUAACCAACCUGGUGAAUUUCAAUGUGAAAAAACUUCAACGCAAGCCUUAUAUUUGACUCUCUAACUUUUGAAAACACCAUAAAACCUGUACAUGAGGGGUACUGUUAUACUCGGGAGACUUCGCUAAAAACAAACAGUGUUUCAAAACAGUAAAAACGUAUCACAACGAUUAUAUCGUCAGUGUAAGUGCCAUUUGUGUGUGAAAAAUGCAAAAAAUGUAACUUUCACUAUCGUCGUUGUAAUAGUGUUUCAAAACAGUAAAAUGUAUUACAACGACGAUAGUGAAAGUUACAUUUUGCAUUUUUCACACACAAAUGGCACUUACACUGACGAUAUAAUCGUUGUGAUACGUUUUACUGUUUUGAAACACUAAUAUUUGUGUUCAGCGAAGUCUUCCGAAUAAAACAGUACCCCUCAUGUACAGGUUUUAUGGUGUUUUGGAAAGUUACAGGGUUAAAUAUAGUGCUAGCAAAUUAUAUUCCCUGGAAUUUUGGCCUGGGUUGUCAGGCAGGUUCUGCAAAUUGUAAUUAAUAAAAUGACCUAAUUAUGUAAAAUUACAUAAAUAUAUAUACUGUGACCUUUAAGGGCAAAGCAACACAGUCCUCUAGGGUAACAGGUACAGAACAACAGUCUCUUAUGCAAAAAUGGUGUGGUUUAUUUACAUUGUGCACAAAAAUCCAUGCAGCAAUCAGUUUGUUCAAAACAUCAGCAAAACAGAAAGGAAAGUCUACAAACAAAAUCCUAGCUCAAAUUUGAGCACUAACUAAACAAAGAAAUGUCCCUUUCUAAACCAGGGUAAUAAACUACACAAUUCAACAAAAUAAACAUUGGUUUCACCAACCUUUAGCACUUUGUUUGUUGCUGCUCAGCACAGACCUGCUCUCUCUGCAGGUCAGAUUGUAUCUCCCCCUUUCUGCUCUGA